This is a messenger RNA of Amblyraja radiata (thorny skate), 5726 nucleotides long. It is a transcript of the gene shroom2a, whose product is annotated as shroom family member 2a. Bases 157 to 5247 code for a protein of 1696 amino acids. Gene Ontology annotation, molecular function: actin filament binding. Gene Ontology annotation, cellular component: cortical actin cytoskeleton; apical plasma membrane; apical junction complex. Lineage: Eukaryota; Metazoa; Chordata; Chondrichthyes; Rajiformes; Rajidae. The transcript is spliced from 10 exons. Gene Ontology annotation, biological process: actin filament organization. The record is from RefSeq and is a predicted model, not a curated record.
CUCUCUCCCCGCAGGUGGAAGGUGCGCUGCCGGCGCAGGCGGGGACACAGGCUGGGAGCACGUACUCGCCGACCCAUCUCAGGCGCGCUUGUGAAGCGACUUCCCACCUCAGCCCCGAAUGAGUGAGUGUCCCCGCGGAUCCGGAGCCAGUGCCCCAUGGCCGGGGAAGGGCUGCGCACAAAGGGAGCGGCGGCGGCGGCGGACGAGCCCGGUGGAACGGUGCCGGUGAUGGGCGAGCGGAGGGCGGCCGAGGGCAGCCGCUGCCUGGAGGUGGCCCUGAGCGGGGGAGCGCCGUGGGGAUUCACCCUGCGCGGAGGCCAGGAGCACCGGGAGCCUCUGCUCAUCACCAAGAUUGAGGAAGGUAGCAAAGCGGCAGCAGUGGGGAAGCUUCAGAUUGGAGACGAGUUGGUCAGCAUCAACGACGUGGUCCUGAAUGGCUUCAGGCAAGAGGCGAUCUGCCUUGUGAAAGGAUCGCACAAGGCGCUGAAGAUGGUGGUGAGGAGGCGGAAUGAACCAGUUGAUCGCCCUCAUUCUUGGCAUUCAACCAAGUUCACAGACAGCCCUCAGGAAACGGCCACAAUUCAGUUAUCUUCCAGCGGAAUGCGUUCCUCUUGGCACUCGAGACACCAUGCCACUUCCUCAUCCAACAACCUCGCGGAUCCCUGGGACCAGACCAACCUGCAUCGCGUUUCCCACCAGUUCAGCUCGCUGGGAAGCAUGGACAGUUUGGACCAGCUUGGCCGCUUAUCUCCUGCCAAGUCCAACAACAGCAUGGAGCAGGUAGCCCAGCCGGGCAAGAGGGACUCUGCCUAUAGCUCCUUCUCGACCAACUCCAGCACGCCGGACUACACGCUGUCCUCCUCCCGCGGCGACAACUGUUCCUCCACCGAGAAUGCGCUGAACCGGGUGACCUACUGGGAGGCCGGCUGGCCCGCCGGGGGUCGUGCUUGGCAGGCUGUGCCCGAGCAGGGGGGGCCGGAGGAGAGACAGAGCCGCCUGGCCCCCGAGGACAGGGCCAGCCCCCGGUCAGACGAGCAGCCAGCGUCCAGGCACUUCAGGACCAACAUCGGGCCUGUGUGGCACGUGCCCGAGAAGAGGGCCACACCUGACAGCCGGCCCUCCAGGAGGGCCUCCCCUCCCCCCCCACUGCCCACCCGCAGCGACAGCUACGCUGCAACCAAAGUCCAUGGGGGUGGGGGACAGCCUGAGGGGAGCGGGCUCCCUCGGCAGCCGGGGCCCUGGGGAGACUGGGAGGGGACGGAAGGCCCGGGACGCAGACAACAGGCCUCCUCCCCUCCCUCAGCCUGGCUUCCCCAACAGGGACAGGCCUCGUACCCUCCCCGUCACACACGGCAACGGAGCGACGAGGCGGCCUGGCCUCGUGGCGACAGAUCCUCGAGGGCGGCACUUUACCCUGGCCCCCAGCUGGCAGAGGCCACCCAGCGACAGGAUCCUGGCCAGAGCAGAAUGGCACCCCCUGCCCCCCAGGAUGACGUUGCCACCUCCGAGGCUGGGCAGACCAGGUACUUCUGCCUCACUUCCAGGUCACCCCACCAGGUGGCGGCGGUGACCAAGAUGCGGCUGGAGUCGCCAGGCCCGGCCCACCCCUCGGCUCCUGCCCCCAGCCUCAGCGCCAGCACCAAUGCUCAACCCAGGCACCAAUCUGAGGGGAGCAGGGGCAGGGCUGGCCUGGAGGAAGUGGGGCAGAAGCCGGUCCUGGAUGGCCACAGUGGGGAGGGGGGCUGCCGGCAGAGCCUAGGGCAGGCCAGGGAGCACUGUGGGCUGGAUCUAUGGCAGGCAGGGGAUCCGCGUGGACUUGCUCAAGUACAGGCUGUGGAGCCCCAGGGGAUGGGCACAGGGAAAGCUAGGGAUCCUCAGGGGCUGGGCCUAGUGCAGGCUGGGGAGCCACGUGGGCUGGAGAUAUGGCAGGCCAGAGAACCCCAUGGGUUAAGUUCAGGGCAGGCCGGAGAGCCACAUGUGGUAAGCUUAGGGCAGGCCAGGGAGCCCUGUGGGCAGGAUCUAUGGCAGGCCAGGGAUCCUCGUGGGCUGGGACAGGGGCAGGACAGGGAGCCUCACAGGCUAAGCCCAUCGAACGAGGGGAUCUGCCCCCUACAGACGCCAAUGCUUCACUCACUAACCCAGGAGAGCAGGAGGUCCCAGGGUGAGCUGGGCCCAGCCACUAGGCCUCAGCGGCGUGGCGACCGCUUUGCCACCGUCCUGCGCAACGAGAUCCAGAGCAAGCGAGCCCAGCUGCAGAAGAGCAGGAGUGCCACUGCCUUAACCGGCGGCCCGGAGGAGCAAGAGCCCAUCCCUGUCUCACCGCCCCCUGGCUCCUCUCCCGCCACCUACAAGGACGACCUGAAGGAGGCGCAGGCCCGCGUCCUGAGGGCCACCUCCUUCCAGAGGAGGGACCUGGGUCCUCUGGCUGUCCCCCGCCCCUCUACCUCGCCCAACAUCUGUCCUCCCCCUCGUCCCAGCCCAGUGCCCGGGAGCUGGCACCCGCCCACCCCACCCUUGCCGAGCAACCCCCAGGCUCCAGGCCGAGCGGCCGGGGGUCACCAGCUCGGGCGGGUGGGCGGCAGGAAGAGGCUGACACAAGAGCAGAGGUUGCGGUCCUACUCUGAGCCCGGCAAGAUGAACGAGGUGGGGGCUGCCGAGGAAGGGGAGGGGUCCCGUGUGCCGGGCCCCGCUGCCCCACCUCCCUCCUCCGUGGCCGACAAGCGGCACUUCUUCGAGGUGGGCGCCAGAGGGGCCGGACCUUCGACAGCCUACAGCAGGCCGGCACCCAGGCAGGGCUCCCAGCCCCCCCUCGGCGAAGGGGGCCAGCGGCAAGAUCGAGCCGGCGGCUACGAGGCAGUCUGGCACCCAGAGUCCCAAGGGCGAGAUCGAGCUGCCUCGCUGGGAAUCGACGGCUGGCCCGACCGUCCCCAAAGAAGGCCCGACAAGGUCGGGAGCUGGUCGCAAGGGAGCACCGGCUCCAGCCCCAUCUGCCCCCCCGACAGGACGAGGCAGGGCGGGGAGAGCGGGGCCGGGGGGCGUGAAGCCGAGUCCCAGCGGUUGGGAACCUUCGCCGAGUACCAGGCCACCUGGAGGGAGCAGAAGAAGCAGCCGGAAGCCAGGAGCUCUGGCAGGUACCACUCUGCGGACAACAUCCUAGACCAGAGCUUUCAGGAGCCUGCUAAGCCGCAGUACGUGCACGAGAGGUCACGGUCUUCACCUUCCACUGAUUUCUACGCACAGGGUAUUCCCAUUGAAGUGAGGAGAGGUCCAGAGAGCUUCCAGAAGGCGAUGGCUCAUUCUGGGACCGAAGCUGGUGCAAGUGCUCCCAGGCGGCACCUGGAUUCUGCGAGCUUGGAGAAUAACUCGGAGGGACGGCAUUUCCAGUUGGAGACAACGUGUGAGGAGGCCUGGUCGGAGAGGAAUGCCCAGAGGAGUGAGCAUCUGCCUCAGGAAAGACAUGGCCAUCCAGUCGGCAUGAUGAGCAGGCACCACUAUCCCGAGGAGACCGAGGUCCAAGGGGGAAGGCAGGCUGAGGCGGACAGUCCGGAGUCCUGCCCCAGAGGCCGGGACCUGAGCAAGAACUGGUCAGCAGCCGAGGAUCCGGAGGACCCGCCGCCGGCCAACAGGAAGCGAGGGGCCCAGACGAGAGCGGACAAGUGCCGGCAGCAGGACCUCCCGCCUUCGGGGGGAGCCGCAACGCCCCAGCCAACGAUGAUUCUGCCCGACCAGACGUGGGAGGGAGCGGCCCAGGCCUCAGCCGACUGCACCGGCCUGGUGCCAGGCUGUGUGACAAGCGGUGGGAGUGACGGGUCGGGGACUGGGCUGGCCGAGUACUCCAGCCGCUCUGAGAUCGCACAGGGCAAAGUGGACAGCGCUGAAACCUCUGCAUUUCACUGUCCGCACAGGCCAGUGCUGGAUACACCUCGCUCUCCCUCUCCGCAGUUUGCACCGCAGAGACUGACCGAUAAACCACCAGUAACUCUGGAGGACGACGGCCUGACCAGGAUCGAGAAAGUGACUGAAAACAACAAGACGGUCAAGAAGGUGCCGAUUAAGAUAGUACGGUCGGAAAGCCAGACUGAGAAGGAGAGCCGACACAACCUCCUGAACAACGUAGACCUCGUCGGCUACCCCAAGAAAGAAGAGCAGCCCAAAGCCCUCGGGAGCCGCGAGCAUCCUUACUCCCUCUUUGCCGCGUAUUCCCGGCAGGAGCAGGAGCAGCCGGCUGAGGCGGAUUGGAGGGCCAGUGAGCACACAGGGGCAGGUGACUCGGGGCCCGGUGAGGAGGCCUCUUCUGUGUCUGAUUGCCCAAACUCGAGGGAGAAGAGCGUGGAGGACAUCAAGUCUGAAGAACUGGUGAGGGAGAUUGUCGUCAAAGACCGAUCCCUGGCUGACAUUUUGUACCCUAACUCUAAAAUGAAGACCACCAUGGACCUGAUGGAAGGGAUAUUCCCCAAAGAUGAGACCUUCAUGGAAGAAGCCCAGCAACGCAGGAAGCUGCUUCCUCGACCGCACUCGCCCAGGGUCACGGAGGAAAGGGAAGAGACCAUACCCAUUGGAGUGUCCCUAACCACAAGCUCAAUAUACUACAGCACAUCUGCCCCAAAGGCCGAGUUGCUGAAUAAGAUGAAGGACAUGCAGCAGCAAAUGGAGGAAGUGGAGGACUCUGAAGAUGAGCUGAACAAUGACCUCACCGAAAAGAAGCAAGAGCUGAUCGACAGUAUAAGCAAGAAGCUGCAGGUGCUGCGGGAGGCACGGGAGAGCCUGCAGGACGACAUCCAGGGCAACAACCAGCUGGGCGACGAGGUGGAGGACGUGGUGAAGAAGGUCUGCAAGCCCAACGAGUUUGACAAGUUCAGAAUGUUCAUCGGAGAUCUGGACAAGGUGGUCAACCUAUUGUUGUCGCUGUCUGGCCGGCUGGCCAGGGUGGAGAACGCCCUCAACACCUUGGAGGAGAGCGCCUCUCCCGACGAGCGGCGGACCCUCACUCAAAAGCAGAAACUCCUCACGAGGCAGCACGAAGACGCGAAAGAGCUGAAGGAGAACUUGGACAGGAGGGAGCGGCUGGUGUUUGACAUCCUGUCCAGCUGCCUGACCGACGAGCUCCUCCAGGACUACGAACAUUUUGUGAAAAUGAAAUCGGCCCUCACCAUUGAGCAGAGGGAGCUGGAGGACAAGAUCAAGCUGGGGGAGGAGCAGCUGAAGUGCCUGCUGGACAGCCUACCCCUUGACUGCAAACCAAAGUAGAAUCCAAAGGGUUAACCCUAAAUGGACAUUGAAGUGCUUUCAGCCUGUGUUCCCCAUUUCCUGCCGGUGUGAGUGGUAUAGCUGGAUCUGUACACCCGGGGAGCUGAGAGCUCGCGACUAAAUGCCUGAAGGACUGAGAUACUGAGUUGAAGCUUGAGACCCUGUCAUUGAAACUGUAAUGUUCAUAAGCUUCUGGGUGUUCAGUCACAAACACUAAAAUUCUCUAUUCUGUUUCCACCUUCCCUCCAAAAUUGACCAAAUCUUGAAUUGAAAAGAAUGCAAAGAACAUCUUCGUUAUGACUGUCGAACAAGAAUCUGGUACUUUGUCACCCUGUAUUCUAAUCGGUACAGGAUGUUUCCUUUACGUAAAUAUUACACAUUCAUUAAAUGAUGUGACGACUGAAUUGUUUUUAAAAAAUGUGCAUAAAAUUAAUUUAUUGUGGCAAAACUAAAUAAAUAGGUGGUUACAGAAGCCAACA